GUUACUUGGCAACCCACAGGCUUCCUAGGGCUAAGGCGGCACCAGCGAAGCGGAGACGUAGCGCUAGGACCACCUGCACUUACACCUCUCCCUCUUCACGCUCCAACAACACGGAGUUGUCACCUUGGGCGUCCAAGUGUGUUUUGGGAUUGGGCUGUGGACGGUCCCGGCAGCGAGACACCGCAGUCGAGAAAGUGCUCAGGUUUUCCUCUUAGGUCCUCGUCUGGAGGAGAAAAGAAAGUCACUGUUUGUGUCCCAAACUUAGAAGCCAUUUACCAUGGAAACAUUCUGGGGUUCCAGGAAACAAGUGACUUCUGUCAGUUAACUGAGUGUGAGAAGGUGACCGUCACCUCACACACCUGCUCGGAGUAAACCGAGGAGGGGGGAAGAGGCUGCAGACCCUCAGCGCGUUACCAUGCACUGCAGAGCCUACUGCUUGCAGGAAAGGGACUUGUGGGAGCUGAAGCAGAGCAACCUGAAGGGUAUUACUGCCUUGCCUGUAAGUGAAGAUAUGAUGAAAUGGGAAGCUGAAAUUGAAGGUCUACAGGACUCAGUUUGCCAUGGUUUAGUCUUCCGACUGACUGUAGAUUUUACAUCGGAGUACAACUCUGUCCCUCCAGUUGUGAGAUUUGUCCCUCCAAUUCCUUUUCAUCCAAAUGUAGACCCAUAUACUGGCAAGCCCUGUAUAGAUUUUUUGGACAAUCGUGUGAAGUGGAAUGGAAGGUAUACAUUGAGUAGCAUCUUACUUGCCAUACAGGUUAUGCUUUCAAAUCCAGAACUAGAAAAUCCAGUGAAUUUUGAAGCAGCCCAAAAACUGAUUGAAGAUGAAUCUAUGCACACCACAAAAAAACAAAGACGUUUCCAUGGCCCGUUACAGUCACAAUAUGACAGCCUAGAGUUACCUGAAGACUCACAAGAAUUUAUCAAAUCAAUUAAAACAGUCUCGUUUAUUGACUACUAUGAGACAUGGUCUAAUAUAGCUACAUCAAAAGCUACAGAAUACUACAGAACUCCAUUGCUUAAAAAUCCAGAUUUCCUUACACGGUAUUACAAAUGGAGGAAGAUUGAUCUACAGUUUCCUAAAGAAUGGAAUUUAAAGUAUGCUGCUAUCAAGUCUCGGUUUUCUAAAGAAAAUAGAAUACCUCACACAGUCAGUCAUUUAGUCGGAAGAUAUCUCUGCCCAACUCCAGAUGAAGUUUCUUCUGAGUCACAACCUGGAAUAGAUAUUGUCCCAAAGAUUUAUGAAACAGAGAGGUGGAAGAAUGGAGAUUCACUAUAUGAAAAUGACUCAUAUGAGCCGUGGGAAGAGGAAGUAGAAGAUCUGGUCGCCUGGACCAGUACUCUCAAUACAGAUACUUUAGAAGAUUAAAGUAACCCUCCAGGAUCUAAAAAAUAAACAACCUUAACCACAGCUCAGCUUUGUGGAGCGAUUUGAGAAGGCUUUCAGAAUUUGGAUUUUGUUUUUUUCAAGUCAGUCUCAUUUUCUUACUGCAAGUACACAUGGAGAUAUAAAUAUAAAUCAGUGAAUAUGGUACUUUAACUUUUUCGAGGUCUACUUC
Molecule: messenger RNA, 1559 nt
Organism: Tupaia belangeri chinensis (Chinese tree shrew)
Lineage: Eukaryota; Metazoa; Chordata; Mammalia; Scandentia; Tupaiidae
Gene: UBE2U
Product: ubiquitin conjugating enzyme E2 U
Exons: 10
Coding region: 416-1369 (317 amino acids)
Source: RefSeq, a predicted model, not a curated record